CGCUGCUGCAUCUGUGAUUCGGCUGAGGAAAGAUUGUCCAAAUGCACAGGAAAGCUCCUGGUGAACCAACAGAGAUCUACGUAUCACACUAUUAUAAAAAUGGCGUUUAUUAAAGAGGAGAGUGAAGACAUUAAGAUUGAAGAAGAAUUCAGAGUCAAACAAGAAUAUACUGAGGAACAAACAGACCUUAUGGCGCUGAAAGAGGAGUGUCAAGAAUUUAAUGAAACAAAAUACAAUGAUCAGCAUGAGGAAUAUUGUGAUUUCAAAACUGACGAAAAAUGUUUUAGUUGCUCAAAAACUAAAAAGACAUCAAGAAAAAGAUCCCAAAAGAAAGCAACUAGAAGUCAUUUCACCUGCUUUGACUGUGGAAAGAGAUUUGAUCAAAAAGAAAACCUUAAAGUCCACAUGAGAAUUCACAGUGGAGAGAAGCCUUACACCUGCCAACAAUGCGGAAAAAGUUUUGAUCAACAAGGAAACCUUAAUGUCCACAUAAAAAUUCACACUGGAGAAAAGCCAUACUCCUGCCAACAGUGUGGAAAGAGUUUCAACAGAAAAGGGAACCUUAAAGUCCACAUGAGGAUACACACUAGAGAAAACCCUUUCACCUGCCAGCAGUGUGGAGUAACAUUCACUCAAAAAGGAAGCCUUAAAAUCCACAUGAGAAUUCAUACAGGAGAGAGCCCUUUCACAUGCCAAGAGUGUGGAAAAAGUUUUAUUCGAAAAGGAAGCCUUAAAAGCCACAUAAGAAUUCACAAUGGAGAGAAGCCUUACCCCUGUCCUCAAUGUGGAAAGAGAUUUACACACAAACCAACCCUUAAUGCCCACAUGAGAACUCACACUGGAGAGAAACCGUUUGUAUGUCUUCAGUGUGGAAGGAGUUUCCGAUAUCAUUUAACCCUUAAUAACCAUAUGAGGACUCACUCAAGAGUGCACUGUUUUAGAUGUCAGCAGUGUGGAAAGAGUUUCACAGACAGGAAGCACCUCAAGAAUCAUGUAACAACUCACACUGGAGAGAAACUUUACAUGUGCCAGCACUGUGGAAAAACUUGCAGAAACAAAGCAUCUCUUGAUAGCCACAUGAGAGUUCACACUGGAGAGAAGCCUUUUACCUGCCCUCAGUGUGGAAAGAGUUUCACACUUAAGGGAAACCUCAACAUUCACAUUAGGAUUCACACUGGAGAGAAACCUUUCACAUGUCUUCAGUGUGAGAAGAGUUUCAUGUAUCAAAGAGACCUGAAGCGUCAUUUGCAAAUUCAUUCUGCAGAGAAAUUAUAGUGUUCUUCAGCGUGGUAAAGGGUUUAGAAAAAGGAGCAAUUUCAAAAUAAUCUCUGUGUUCACCCUGGUUUUCAAAACCAUUUAAACUGCAUUAAAAAUAAAUAUAUUUUGCCAUCACACCUGAAAAGUUCUGCAAAUGUGAGACCUUUUUGUGUUCUUUGUUGAACUUCUGUACGGUCCCCCUGUAUUCAAUAAUUGAAUCAAAAUUAAUUUUUUUUUCCCCACUGUAAAUAAUUCCUUUGUGCCUUAAAAUAGCUCUAAUGCAAUUCUAUGCCAGGGCUGUGUCCUACAGAGUUUAUGUCCAAUUUAAGUGAAAAUUUAGGUGUAGUUCAGCCAUAUAUGUUUAAACCAGAAACUGAAGAAGAGGAAGA
Messenger RNA from Labeo rohita (rohu), 1646 nucleotides. Its product is annotated as gastrula zinc finger protein XlCGF8.2DB. Gene Ontology annotation, molecular function: RNA polymerase II transcription regulatory region sequence-specific DNA binding; DNA-binding transcription factor activity, RNA polymerase II-specific. The transcript is spliced from 3 exons. The record is from RefSeq and is a predicted model, not a curated record. Gene Ontology annotation, biological process: regulation of transcription by RNA polymerase II. NCBI's taxonomy places the organism in Eukaryota, Metazoa, Chordata, Actinopteri, Cypriniformes, Cyprinidae. Gene Ontology annotation, cellular component: nucleus. The coding region runs from base 100 to 1275 and encodes 391 amino acids.